AUGGGGCUUAUCGGAGCGCCUCGUGUGCUGAGCACUUGGCUUGUGGCUCUUCUCCUUGCCCUGGCCAGCGCGCAGCAACUCACAGUCUCGCCUACGGCCACCGAAUAUUACAACCGUGAAGCCCAUGUCAACUUGGAUCUCAAGCCCUUGGCCGGCUUUGCAAACCUCUCGGCCAUCACCGCCAUCCGCUAUGGCGUGUCAGAUGUGGCGUUGGCUGAUGUAGAAGUGGCUCCCAAUGGCACCUCUGCCCGCGUGCGCCUGCUCAUUGGCGAGAUCGGUGUCACGGGCGACGAUGGAGCUCUGUUCACCUUGACGCUGCCAAAUGGCACCACCCUCACUUCAGAUCGGUUCUAUCUCUACGGUGACAUUGAUGGCUGCAGUGAUGAGCCCUGUGCCCAUGGUAGCUGUCUCGACACGCCACAGGGGUUUGAGUGCAACUGCUCCGCCUCUGGCUACAAAGGCGAGCUCUGCAAUGAACCCGUCUCCUGUGGAAUGCUGCCCACCCAAACUCACGCUAGCUACUCCCCCGCCGUCGCGGAGCUCUCCUUUGGUCAAGCUACCGUCGUCACCUGCGCUGAAGGCUACGGUGUCUUCAACACCACGGCCGGGGCUUUUGCCAACGUUGGCGGUUCGGAGGACCUCAUCCAACGUGGCUUUCGCGUGGACUGCACUGCCAGUGCCCGCUACAGCAACGAGGAACUUGCUUGCAGGCAGAUUGAUGAAUGCGCUUCGCCUCUGCUGAAUGAUUGCGCCGAGUUGUGCAUCGACACGAAUGGCAGCUACACCUGCUCCUGCGCCGACUUGCAACGCUUCUUCCUCGCAAACGACAACACAUCGUGCUCCGACCGCCUCGCUCCACUGCCGACUACACUCGACGUACGCGCCAUCAACGACUCAUUGGUGACACAACUCGUCGUCGUGCAAGAUAUUUCGUUUGCCAUCCGCCCGCACCGCCUUGAUAUUCGCUUGCGCCUGGCCGCCGACUCGAAUGACACCGCUCUGUUGCGUGGGCCACUCGCCUAUGAGUGGGUGGACACCACGCUCAUAGCGGUGGACGUGAGCCUUGACCUCCUUCCAUUGCGCUCCGUCCUUUUUGAAUAUCAUAUUACCAACUUGGAUGCGAGUCCAGAUGGUGCCUCGGCUGGCGGCGUGGCCGUGGGUGGCCCCGUUCUCCUGCUGCGCCACAACGAAGACAGUGAUGACGAUGAUAUUGACAGCCCGCCUGGCACCAACCCAGAGCACAAUGUCACCACGUGCGGAGACUUGCCCUGUCAAAACAGCGGCAUGUGCGAGCCCAUGGUGCGCUAUGAGUUUGACACCAUACCCACCAUCGCUAACCUCACGUCUGCUUUGAACCUGAAUGCCUCUGCCAUCGCCCGGUCCUUUGCCGACCUCAUCACCGCCGAAUUCUCACCGGCCUUCACCCUCCAAGCCGCAUCGGCUGGGCCCCUCUAUGGCAUUUAUGCUGGUCGCCAGCAAGACCUCGACUUUCAGCUCUUCCUUGUUUGGCUCGAGUCGCUCGACGUGGUGCUGCAGUCCACGACGUCCAGCGAGAAUCGCUCAAUCACCGUCGACAUGUCGACCGUAACCUUGAAUGUGCGGCGCAAUGGUACAACGGGCGCCGUGGUCGACGAUGCAACCAACGCGGUUGAGCCUCGGCAAUUUUCGUGCCGCUGUGCCACCGGCUUUUCCGGUGACCUGUGCGAGAUCAAUGUCGACGACUGCUUUGCCUCCGCCUGUGGCCCCGGUGUUUGUCUCGAUGGUGUGGCCAGCUACGCGUGCAAUUGCUCUGGUACCGGCUUUGAGGGCAGCCGCUGCCAAACGCAGCAAACUUGCCCAACUUUGCCCAUGCUCCCACAUGCCACGCCAAAUGUGACUGAAGCCCAUGUCUUUGAUGUCAUUGCCUACCAAUGCGACCCAGGAUACAGCCUGGACGGAACUGGCGUGGGGGAUAACCAAAUUUUAGCCCGGUGCACUCUGGCACAGCAGGUGGAACCCGAAGCAGCAAGCUGCCAAAACGUUGAUGAGUGCGCCGAAGGUGCUUGUGCCCAGCUGUGUACCGAUACCAAUGGCAGCUUUCUUUGCGCAUGCACCCCAGGCUAUGAGCUGGCUACCAACGGCGAGGACUGCGAGUUGGUCUCGUGCGGGUCUGCGCCCGCCCUGAAUUUCAGCAGCUCUCCGGCUCAGGGUCAAGAACUCUUCUUUCAUGAUGUUGCCGUGUACUCGUGUGUAGCCGGUGCUGCUUUGGACGGCUUGGUCAAUGGAUCGACCGCCCUCAAUGUCACCUGCCAAGCGGAUGGCUCGCUGGCUCACUCCGGCCAGUGUUUGCCCUGGGAUGGUUGUGCCAGCCAGCCCUGUGCCAACGAAGGCGUAUGUACAUCAACCGGCGCCAACUUCACAUGUGCCUGCGUCGAUGGGUAUGUAGGCCCCACCUGCACGCAAGAUGGCAACUUGGCGCCUACCGACAUUCUGCUCAUUCCCGGGGCCAUACCCGAGAAUGUGGUCGACGUAGUGGUCGAUUUGGUGGCCAUCGAUCCCAACGAGUCUGACAACCACUCCUUUGUCUUGGAGAGCGACUCCAGUGGUGUCCUCCGCGUCGUCGGGAGCACCUUGCGCUUGAUCCGAGCGCUUGACCAUGAGCAGGCUGAUUACCACACCCUGCGCCUUCGUGCAACUGAUGAUGGUCCUCGCCCCAAAUCAACGACCGCAACCGUGGUGCUGCGUGUCGAGGACGAAAACGAUCCUCCUACUGCCCUGGCCUUGAGCACGAAUGAAGUCUAUGAGGCGCAGACGGAUUCUCGCUAUGCUGUUGCCUCGAUCACAGUGAGCGACCAGGAUGUCAACGACCGCCACAACAUCAGCGUUGACAUCGAUUGGGCCUCAGUCGAGGCGGGUAUCCUCUACUUUCAUCAACCCCUCGACUUUGAAACAGCUUCCAGCCUCGUGCUCAACUUUACCGCCACCGAUCUCGAUGGUGCAACGUACUCGGAAUCUUUCAUCUUCUUCGUUCUGGACGUCAACGAGCCGCCCUCCACCCUGACCCUCAACGGCACGGCUCUCUUAGCCCUGUCUUUGGUAGUCAACGAGGAACCGGAUCCAACCGCUGACGUCACCAGCCUCGGUGAGCUCGGAGCUGUUGACCCAGACGCCGUAGAUCAACCGACUGCUGCUCGCCCUGUGCCCUUUGAGUUUAGCCUGUCGCCCGCCUCGAACCAAGCUUGUCUCCUUGACGGCCGCACUCUGCAGCUCAACGCUUCUCUGGUGGAUGCCGAAGCGCAGAGCUCUAUCUCGUGCUUUCUCACAGCAACCGAUUCGGCCAAUAAUCGCCUCACUCAGCGCCUGGACAUUGACGUCCGUAGCGUCAACGAAGCCCCCUUGGCCAUGCGACUGGUGCCCGCAACAGCGUUGGAAUCGCAUCCCGUCGGCUCAGUCCUCGCCACCAUCCUGGUGGAUGACGUCGAUGUUGGUGACGAGGCCCGAGUGAUGCUGGUGCCCAUCAAUGGCUCCCAGGCCGACAACGCCUUUGUCGAAGUCGUGCCUGGUACCCGCCAGUUGCGCUUGGUCGCGCCGCUGGACUUUGAACAUCAACCCCAGCUCGUCUUUCACGUGCGCGCCGUCGAUGGCGGCAACGCCUCCCUGGAUGCGGUCCUGAUCCUAUCUGUGGCCGAUGUGAACGAAGCCCCUUACAACUUGACUCUCACCAGUGACGGCCUGCCCGAGAAUGCAGUCAACGGCACCAUGGUAGGGUUCUUUACCGCCCUUGAUGAUGACGUCGGUCAAGACCUGACCUUUGCGCUGACGGCCGCACAACCACCGGCUGCCUUCCGGCUUGAAGGCAACGUUCUUGUGUACUCGGGCCAAGGGCAAACCCCAGAUUUUGAAGGCGGGGCCAACUACAGUGUCACUAUCACGGUACACGACUUGGGCGGUCUAGCCGCCACCAUGCCUCUAUCAACGUCGCAAACGUUUGCCAUUCAGCUGCUCGACGUGAAUGAGCCUGUAACAGGAGUGCGCGUUGCGCCUGCCACGGUGCCCGAGGACGCGCUGGUGGGCGCAGCCUUUGCUCAGCUCGUGCUGACUGACCCGGAUUUUGACGAACAGCUCACAAUUCUUGCCCUCACCAGUGAUGGUCCCAUUGCCCUGGCCGACCCUUCAGGCGCCCUCGCUUGUUCGCGCAUGGUGGCGGGCACGCGCUGCACUGCUACAUUGGUUAUCACAGAUGCUUUGGACUAUGAAACACAGCCUAUGCUGACCGUCGUCGCUGUGGUGCGCGAUGCAGCAGGCGUUGAGCAGGAGCUUCAGACUGACAUUGCCGUUGUCGAUCGAAACGAUGCGCCCAUCAUUUGGGGCUUGAACCAGGAGACAGAAGCCCUGACAAUACCAGAGAACAGUUUCGUCAACACAGUCGUUGCUACCUUUGCUCUCAUCGAUGCCGAUGCAGAAGGCAAUUUCACCUGUGCGGUUGUCGGUGCACUCAACGACUCGUCCACGGUGCCCCUGCGCGUACAGGGUCCCGUGGUACUCAACGCCACGCUUCGUCUCGUGUCCACUGCCAGCUUGGAUUUUGAGGCCCAGGCCGCGUAUAAUUUCUCGCUGGCCUGCAGCGAUGGGCAGGCUACCACUGCAAUCACCCUCACCUUGCAGGUGACAAACGUGCCAGAGGCCCCCUUCAACGUGCGAGCGGCCGUAGCAGCCGUGCCAGAGAGUUUACCGGUGGGAGCGAUCGCCGCCUGCCUGCUGGCCGACGAUCCAGAAGGUGACGUGCUCCAAUUUGAGGCCUUCUCGCCGCUGUUUGAAGUGCAAGACGACUGCUUGCUCCUGCGCCAACCCUUGGAUCAUGAAGCAAAUGCGACGGUGAGGGCUGAGGUGGUGGCCAUCGACAGCACUGGCCUCGUGGGCCGGGGUGUCGUCGUGCUUGACGUGCUCGACACCAAUGACGACCCUGCCAUUGUGGCGAGCUCACUGCAGCUCAGCGUCGCCGAAGAUGCUGCAGCCAACACCGUGGUUGGCACUUUGGUUGCCAAUGAUCCAGACGGCGACGCCCUCACCUGGUCUGUGGUCAACGUGUCCGCGCCUUCCCUGGUCUUUGGGUUUCAGGGGCGUGCGCUCGUUUUUCUUGGCGGCACGCUGGACUUUGAGACGGCCCCGGAGAUUGCUGUGGGUGUGCAGGUGGCCGAUGGUAAUGGUGGUCUGGCCACAGCGAUUGCCACAAUUGCCAUCUUAGAUGCCCCUGACGCUCCCGUGAUUAUUGGCCUGAUGCCCUCUCGCAUCUCGGAGGCAGCUGUUGUGGGUACCACAGUAACCUGGCUGUCGGCUCGUGAUGAGGACGCCGGCGAUGAUAUCGCCUUCAGUCUAGGUGGUGUUGAUGCCGUAUCCUUUGCUCUGAAUGCGUCUUCGCGGCGCUGCGAUUCUGUGGAUGGUGUUGCUGAGGACGACGAUGAGGCAACCACGGGUUCGAUUGGGGGAGUUGUCUGCAGCAUCGGACUCGUGCUGGUCCAACCGCUGGAUUUUGAGACGCAGACGUUUUACACCAUUUCUGUGCGCGUCUCGGAUGCACGAGGUGCGAGCGUGACUGAACUGCUGCUGUUGCGCAUCAACGAUGCUAACGAUGCGCCCGUGAGCAUCAGCCUGAGCAGCACAACAGUGCCCGAGAAUAGCCCACCAGGGACCUUUAUCGGGCUUGUCAAUGUGCAGGACCCGGAUCAGGGCCAAACACACACCUGCCAGGUCACGUCGAGCCUGCCUGCGGGCCUCAUUAUGCAGGCCAAUAGCGUGUUGGCCGUUGCCACCACAGUGCCCAGCUUCGAGUUGGGUACCGUGUACAGCGUUGAGAUCACCUGCACGGACAGCGGCUUGCCACCGCAAAGCCUGACCGAGACACUCACUGUGACCGUUACAGAUGUAGCCGAGCCACCCACGGGCAUUACCAUCUCCCACAACUCGGUGCUCGAGAAUGCAACGCAGGGCUUUCUGAUUGGGCAGCUGGACAUCAUUGACGAGGACAUGGUCGACUUCCCCAUCUUCCAGCUCUCGGAUGGUGCCGAUGCACGCUUUGCAGUACGCGGUCGCAGCCUCGUCCGUGGGACAACGGCCCUCGACUACGAGGCGUCGACCUCGCACACGGUUGAGUUGCGCGUUGUCGAGAACUCACUUACAGCCUCAUUUUUCAACCUCUCCAUCAACGUCGUGAAUGUGAACGAACCCCCGUCGUCCAUCCAGCUCAGUGAGGCUGCGCUUCGGGAGGAUAGCCAAGCCGGCACCGUGGUAGGGCGACUGACGGCCACAGAUCCCGAUGCGAACCAAACCCAUGUUUUUUCCCUGGACUCGACUGCUGGCACUGACCCGGAGGUCACCAGCAUGUUCGUCAUUCUGGGCGCCGAGUUGAUCUACAUUGGCAAUGACACUGCCUUGAUCAAUUUUGAAGAGCGCACCUCGCUUACCAUUGCCGUGCGCGCUCUUGAUGAUGCGGCCUACAGCGUCGGUGCGCCCUUGGCCCUGACACGGCUUUUUGAGAUUUCCAUUACUGACGUAAACGAGCCGUUCAGCAAUCCACGCUUCUCCAACACACUCGUACCAGAGGACAUCAGGCCCGGCCAGCUCAUCGCUAAUUUGUUGGUCGUGGAUCCGGAUCAAGGGCAAAGCGUGACCUGCACACUUAUUGACUCGGCCGGGGGCCGCCUUGUGCUUGAGGGUGAUGCGCUGUUGGCUGGUCCCACAUCCUUCGACCAUGAGACGAGCUCGACGGUUUCUAUCAGCCUGACCUGUCGCGACGACGGGCAGCCUCCUUUCACCAGCACCAGCAACAUGACUUUCACCGUGCUGGACGUGCCCGAAGCCCCUCGACGCGUUGUCCUUUUGGGCGGCAGUGUCUCCGAGGCGGCAGCACCGGGCACGGUGGUUGGUGUUUUGGUUGCACAAGACGAUGAGGGCAAUGCCGUAAGCUUUGCACUUGGUGCUUCCAACGAGGCUGGACCCUUUGUCGUUCAAGAUGUGUCUCUUGUUCUCAACGGCACACUGGACUAUGAGGCACGACAGCACUACAACCUGUCCAUUGUUGCGACCGACAGCACCGGGCUCUCCACAGAAGCUUCAGUUUGGGUCAGUGUGACCAACGAACCCGACUGCGAGGCUGGUAGCUGCCUCAACGGAGCCACCUGCUUGGAUGUGGGCGCUAAUUUUACAUGCAUAUGCGCGCCCGGCUUUCGUGGGCGCCGUUGCGAGCUCAACAUUGAUGAUUGUUCGGGUGGACCCUGUGCCAAUGGUGGUCUAUGCAUCGACGGCGUUGACAAUUUUACGUGUGAUUGCACAAACACCGGCUUUGAGGGCGCAUUUUGCGUCGAGCCACAAGCCUGCGCCCCGCCACCCGCGAAGCCACACGCUAGCUUGCUGACUGGUGACACACCGCGCUUUGGUGAUGACAUCGCGUAUUCUUGCACCCCUGGCUUUAGCGCGGAUGGCACCCCUUCUGGUGCCAACAUCGUGCAUGAGCGUUGCACGGCGCAAGGCACAGUCUCCAACACCAGUACGUGCCUUCAAAUCGACUACUGCGUUGGUGAACCAUGUGCCAACAAUGCGUCUUGCACCAGCGAGGAUUUGCGGUACCUUUGUGCCUGUCCGUCAGGGUUUACUGGCACCAACUGUGAGCUGCCUUUGCGCUGUGCACGGGAGAGCCCCGUCAUCAUCACAGCCAGCGAUCAGCUGGCGGCCUUGUCAGCGUGCCUGACCUUUGACAACGAAUUGAUUAUCGCCAACAUGACGACCAAUUUUGAUCCCGCCUUCUUAACACCUGUGCGUGCCUUUCGCGGAGGCCUGCAGCUCGUGAACUUGCGUUUAGCAUCUUCUGCUUCUGCUGCUGCAUCUGGCGAAGGCCCCCAACAGGUCGAAUGGUCGGCUAGCGAAAUGAAGGGCUUGCAGCUCUCAGGCAUUUCGGCAGCACACAAUGUGGAGCUCGUCUUACCCAACAUCACGGUGCUUGAUGGCUCGCUGACGCUGCUGCAGGUGGCACGCAACGUUCAACUGGCUGCUCCUCAACUCAAUCGCGUCGAGGGGGAUGUGGAGGUCCGCGCCACCAAUUGGACGCAGCUGACGGGUCUUGAUGCUUUGGUUGAAGUGUAUGGGUCGGUUGUGCUUGCGGAGAACUUGGUCUUGCGAGGUGUGGGCACUUUGGAUGCGCUGCUUGUUGUUCGUGGAAGCUUGGAGGUGCAUAACAAUGCAGCAUUGGCAACGCUAAUGCAACCAGCCAACUUGGUGUCGGUGGGCGAGGACGUUCUUGUGACGGGCAACAACGUGUUGCGCGACGUCAACGCGCUGGCCGCACUGCAGUUUUAUGGACGGUUUCUCAUCAUCCGGAACAAUCCGCUGCUCUGUUUCAUUGGUGAACAUCCCUUGAGCAGUAUCCGUGCGCUGGAAUCGGGGACCGAUGCCCCCUCACUCCUAAAUAAUGGACAAGACUGCGCAAGCAAUCGCACGGACGCGGACAAUGACGGCGUAUUUGAUGACGUGGACAACUGCGUCACCAUCGCCAACCCAAGUCAAGCGGAUGCCAACGCAAAUGGUUUGGGUGAUGCGUGCGACUGUUUUCCGCUCGAUCCUUGCCUCAAUGGCGCCACUUGCAGCGUCGAUUCUACGCAAUUUGCGUGUGCGUGCGCUCCGACCUUUACUGGUCGCACGUGUGCCAUUUCGACAUUGGUGCCCACCCCACGCUUUGGUGCCUCUGCUUCGGCACUUCUCAGCGCUGCAGUGACCCGCCAGGCUGACGACACUUUUGCAGUCGCUGCCCCCGCGUUGGUGGGCGCUGACUUGGGCGGCCAAGUGCUAGCAUCCGCGUACUUGGCUGGCCGUGCUGGCCACUCCACUGUCUCGGUCAACUCCCUCGAGGCCACAAUUCUCCACUUGAUUCUGUUUGACGCUGACGAUGCAAGUGCUGGCAAUGCACCGUAUCUCUCCUUCAACCAGCGCACACUGCGGGCAUUGGUGACGGUACAGGACGGCUUGGGCAACGCCAAUGUUUCGUCUGCGACGAUUGUCGUCCAGAUGGACAAUGGUGUUACCACCCACCGAGACACUUGCACGACGUCGCAGCCCAGUGGGCACUGCCUCGUGACAACCUCGGUCCCCGAGGCAUUCUUUGCCAUCAACGCACCGACCAGUGUGCAGAUCACAGCGUACUUGCUUGAUCAACCUCAGGUUGCGACCGCGAGUCAGAUGUUUACGGUGGAGCCAUACCCUGUGGUGGGAAGCACCGAUGCGGUGGCUCUAUACGUGCCGGUGACGAGCUGUGCUCCGAACCAAACAUUCACAGCCGCGGUACUUGUCCGGACUUCGCAAUCGUUGGGUGCGUUUGGGCUGGUCCUCACUUUAGACAGCGCCUUGAGCGUUGAACGUGCCGACUUUGACGUGGCCAAUUGGCAAGUGACGACCCGCGCCGUGACUGCCUCGGGUCGGUACGUAGCGGUGGGUCGCCGAAUGCCCAGAUCUGGUGCGGCCGUCUCUGCAGCUGGCGAGACUGUGCGUCUGCUUUUGCUGACCAUGCGAGUAUCCAGCGAGGCUGCAACACCAACCACACCCACCAUGUCCCUGAACGUCACCCAGCUAUUGGAUACCAGUGGCCGCUCCUUGCUGUCAGCCUCUGACCUUCCACGCCGAGCCGAUCAUUUUGAUUUUGAAGGCAGCAACCACGUCGGUGCCCGCGUUUUGGUUGAGGAACCUGUGGUGCUGCGCUUGCAGGCACGUUUGCCUCGAGCUCAACUCAUCAAUACCGCGCGCCUCACGGGGAUUACACGACGCGUGCCGCUUGUGGUUCUCGCGCUACGAUCAGAUGGCCUUGUUGUCGAGUUGCAGUCAGGCCUCGCCUGCGCCACUGCUCGCAUGGCUGUCGCGCGUACAAAUGCAGGCUGCACCGCCCUCGAGGUCGUGGGCUCUGAGACGGCCGGUGAGGCCGAACUGGCAGUAUCAGUGGCUCUGGGGAGCCUGCGCACCACCGUGAUGGCUCGCGUUUGGUUUCCCGUGUCUACUCAACUCGUGACCAGCACCCGUGAUCUGCAUCCAAUCCGUAACCUGCUCGAUCUCAAUUGCAAUCAAGUAUAUCAGCGGGCUCGCGUGGUCGUCGAAAGUACUUUUCAGGCCGGUACCAGCUCUUUCUCGGUUGAUGUCACCUCCCUGGCCGCAGCUCGUCUACGCUCCAGUUCCCCGGCUGUUGUGGCCAUAGAGGCAAACGACUCGCCUCUGGUGGCGCCUCGAGUUGAUGCUGUGGGUCAAAGCCCAGGCUUUGCUCUCGUUUCCUGGAACAAUGCAGCUGGCAUUGUGCUGGCAAGCGAAUUCUUCUUUGUGUCGGAGAGUCUGGCCACGGUGCAAAGCAUAUUUCCGGCCGUUGUAACGGCUGUUGAAGUAGAGGCCAGUCCGGCGGAGGCCGGUCCUGAUCAAUCGGUCUUGAUUAGGGCAGUCAUCCGCGAUGAGCUGUUGUCCCUCGGCGAAUCGGCCAACAUUGCUGUGAGCGGGGUCUUUGCUGAUGGCGCUCGUGACUUGUCGUUUUGGUCCAACAUCUCGCUGAGCAGCUUGAGCCCCUCUGUGGCAUGGAUUGAUGGUAGCAACCAGAUCAACCCCUUGGCUUCAGGUGUCGGUGACUUGCGAGCUGAGCUGCGAUCCGCAUGCCCGGCAAACCCUCAAAUCGUUGCCACAGGUACUGGCCCCAUUCGUGUCAUGUUACCCACCGUCGUCGGCCUUCAGGCGUCAUUGGCAGAACCGAUAAUCUACACAACCUCCACUGUCUCGACCGACGUCGUGCCUACAACCACCCAGCUGCUGAUCUCGUUGACGUUGAGCAACGGUCAGAUGCGUGAUGCGUCGCGAAAUCCAGCUGUUAACGCACGCAUUGUCGACGUCACACCCUUGACCAGUGAGAACGAGCCAUUUGACGACGCUGCGCUGCGGGCUGGCGUACAGCUGGCUCGUGCCAGCCCCGUAGAGCCGUUCUUCCUCUCGACCACGAGUCAAGCCGUCGUGCCAACCCGUGUUGUACUCGAGGUUGGCCUGGCAAGCAGUCCAGAGCUCGUGCAAAACGUUUCAGUGAUCGUGGAUGUGCUUUCUGGUUUGCUCCUCACCGUCCGCCCCCUUGUCUCGGUCAGGGCAGAUGAACCGACCGAAGGGUUCCAUCGCAUGCCGUUGACGGGUCACUUCUCCGCUUUACAGGUCCACACUUUUUUGGAAGCAACCGCUGGCACUCGAGUCAACAUUACGAGCGCUGAAGGCCUCUCCUUGACCAGCACUGACAAUGCUGUGACGCUGGAUGGCAAUCGGGUCGAGUUGGAUUCGGCAUUUUCUGGUCAAAGCGUCGGGUUGACCGCUAACUUUAGUGGCUUUGCGGAGACGUUGGAGCUUAGCGUUGAGCAGGAUCCUGUGUCAGUCAGAGUGGUUUAUCUGUCCAUGGACUCAGAUGCCCUGGUUGACUCGGCUCCGCGCGACACGGCAACCACCCUUUCAGUAGAUGUGGAACUGGCUGAUGGUGCUCUUCAGAACAACGUUGUGAGUCAGGGUGAGGUACUCAUCCCCGAUUACGUGACCUUCACCUCCUCGAACCCGCAAGUGCUUCGCGUGAAUGCCACGACGGGCACUCUCGCUCUUCUUGGAACGGCAGCCUUUCCCGUCACAAUCACUGCAGCCGUGGGGCAAGCAACUGCGGAGCUGGAACUGAAUGCCAAUCUGUCGCCCUUGGUGGGUGACAUUGAUCUUGGAAAUUCUGCAACACCGGCCAUAUCCAUCCUGGGGCCCGGAGAGGUCGCUUGGAUCUCCGUUUUUGCCAAUGUGUCAGGGGUGAUGAUGCGUGGUUUUGAUUUGACCGUCACCUCGGCCUCCAGUAGCACCGUCUCCCUUGAGGGAGCAGUUUUGGGCCGUGAUGUCACGGGGCAAUUUAUGACGGCACAACAGACAGCAAGUAGAGUUCGUUUUGGUGCCGUGGUAGCAGCGGUGACGGGUGGUCGUCUCGAGAUAGCACGUGUGCAAUUGCGGGCAGGUUCUUCCGCCAGUGCUGCGGCCACGACAAUCAGUGUCACUGUCAACGACCUCUUUGACCAGGACUUGGCGAUCAUAGGUGCGCCCACUCCGCGCCUCGCCAUAGCUGGAAGCAACGUACCCGUAGUGGUGCGGAGUGCCGGCAGUGCAGCGGCAGGCCUUGUGGCCUUUUUGCCGAGCACCAUUGAAGAAGCCAAACAACGCGCUCGUCGUGCGCACACGUGUGAUGAAUCUCCGCCAGGCGAUGUCAAUGGUGAUUGUGUAUUUACACUGCGAGAUGUGGCUUUUGUGAAUGACUACGCAGCAGAUGUACUCGCGGGUAUCCCCCCGCCCAACGUGACAGCAGAAGUGUAUGCCGAGAUGGAUGUCGACCGGGACAACACCAUCACGGUGGGCGACAGCGCUCUCUUGGCAGAUAUUCUCUAUGGUGUGGUUGACUUUGUCCGAGUAUCAACCGCCACGCCCAAUGAGACGUUACAAACAUGCGCCACUGCCAUCACAGCCCAGGUUCUCACCUAUGAUAACAUGCCUUCAGAGAGACCUGUGCGCCUUUUUGCUGUGAUGCGGGGCACGGCUGAUCUUAGCCUGGAAUGGGGUCGCCGCGAUGGCGGCUGCGGCACCAACUGCGUUGUGUACGAAUUUGCCAAUAGCAGCAUGCCUGGUGAGUAUGUGCUGGAAUUCGAUGGCUCAACGACGACUGACGUUUCGUUCUAUUACCUUCAAAUUCAUCUCAACGAUACAAACACCAGCUAUGCAGAGCAGUUUCGCAUCUACGCUCCAGCAGUUGCGAGCGGAGGCUCAACAGCUGCUUAUCAGCUGCCUGUAGUUGAUAGCGAAGGUGUGCCCUUGCAGUUUCCGGCAGGAUCUUAUGGAUCGGUCGAGCGGCUGGGUUCCAUCACCGAGCCAUUCCACCUCUUCUUCUACCAGCUCCAGCACAUCUACUUCCACUUCCACCUCUACUUCCACUUCCACCUCUACUUCCACUUCCACCUCUACCUCCACUACCACUUCUACUUCCACUUCCACUUCCACCUCCACUACCACUUCUACCUCCACUUCCACUUCCACUUCCACAUCUUCUUCAACAAGCUCAAGCUCCUCUACCUCUACCUCUUCCUCCACCUCUACCUCAACUUCUACUUCUACUUCUACGUCUUCAUCCACCACAACAUCAUCCACCUCAUCAUCCUCAACAAGCUCAAGCUCUUCAACCUCCACCUCCACUUCCACUUUUACUUCUACCUCGAUAAGCUCAAGUACCAGCACGUCAACAAUUUCAUUUGCAGACUUUCCCGAUAUUGCAGGCUAUGGUGUCCAAUUUAUCGGUCGUGUGCUCGGAGAACCCAUGCCUCGUCGCUUCUCAACGGCAAACCUUCAACUUCCACCUCCACCUCCACCUCCACCUCUUCCUCGACCGAAACUGUCCCCCCUUUUGUUGUGGAGGAGAUGGUGGGCAAUUUCCAACUUCGAUUCGUAGGAAAGCUGAACAACAACCGCAGGCCGCUUAUGUUUGGAACCUCGUUCAACAAUAGCGUGCGAGUCGGCCGCUUCUUGGGGCGAGACAAGGAUUUUUGCGCUGGCGUUUGUGAAGGCUUAACUGCCUGCGUUGCUUUUGUAAUGUAUCUUGAGAAUGAUCGUCAGGCGUGCAACUUACUAGCAGAUGUUGGUGAUGGCCCCAUAACAACGACUGAACCAUCUCUCUCCUACAGCUGGGUCUCGACGUCUACCAGCACCUCGACGUCUACCAGUACAUCGACUUCCACCAGCACCUCGACCUCAACCAGCACAUCGACUUCUACCAGCACCUCGACUUCCACCAGCACCUCGACUUCCACCAGCACCUCGACCUCAACCAGUAGUUCGACAACCACAACUCCGUUUGUCGCAGAAACGGUCGUGUCGGGGUUUGACAUUGUCUUCAAAGGGCGGCUUGAAGAAAAUCCAAACCCACGCGUCUUCUCGACGUUUAUGGAUGACGACAGCUUAAUUGGAGAACUGAAUGGCUCUCCAGCUUUUUGCGCCUCGCUCUGCACUCGUGAUAUUGGCUGUGCCGGUUUUGUGCUUUACAAUCAGUUCGAACAAACUAUGUGUCGGCUAUUGUCAACCAUUGGCAAUGAAAGCGGUGCCAUGACUACGAUGCAGAGCUACAGUUACGCUCGCCUCCUGCAACCAGGUACGACGAGCUCCACCAGCACAUCAACAAGCUCGUCAACUUCCACAAGCACAUCCACCUCAACCAGCACGAAUACAAUCACGGUGCCCUUUGUGGAGCCUACACCUCCUGAGCGUUUUGAACUGGUUUUACAGGGUGUUGUCAAUGGCAACCCUGUUCCAGAGGUCUUCAAUACGACAGGUGCUCUCUUGGGCUUCUUAACUGCCGCGAGCCUGAAGCAGUGUGCAUCCAUAUGCCUCACUCUCAACGAAUGUUAUGGCUUUGUUGUGCGCCCCACUUUGACCUCUAACAUUCAAUGUCUCCUGGUGACUCGAGCCGCGGUACUUUCUGCUGUGCCUGACGAAGCGCCCUCGUACUCUUUUGGUCGAAUUCUGCUACCGGGCACCACUUCCUCCACCUCCACCUCCUCCUCCACCUCAUCGUCCUCAUCAUCUUUCACUUCGACGUCGACCUCCACCUCCACUUCCACCUCCACCUCGACCAGCACAGAACAAGUCGUGGUGCGAGAGGAAGUUGAUGGCUAUGAGAUCGUUUUCGUGGGGCGCCUUUCGGGCAACCCCAUGCCAGAGCGCCCCGUGCAAGUCAUGUCCGUUAGUACAUGGCUCGCCAAUUACCCCGCGCCAAGUGCUAGCGGCUGUGCUGAGGUUUGCGAUUUGCUCGCAGACUGUGCCGGCUUUUAUUUUGCAUAUGAGUUCUCGACGGACCAGUCACGUUGUCGUCUACUAUCCGUGUUGGACCCCAAUCAGAGCGAGUAUGAGCCUCUGCAAUCUUUCACCUAUCAAAAACACCUUCACCACUACCACUACCUCAUCAAUCACGUCCACCACCACCACCUCAUCAACUACCUCCACCACCACUACCUCAUCAACUACCUCCACCACCACUACCUCAUCAACUACCUCCACCACCUCAUCAACUACCUCCACCACCACCACCUCAUCAACUACCUCCACCACCACUACCUCAUCAACUACCUCCACCACCACUACCUCAUCAACUACCUCCACCACCACUACCUCGUCAACUACCUCUACCUCUACCUCGUCAACUACGAGGACUUGUGCGCAGUGCUCUGUAACACCAUCGACUGUGGUGCUUUUACCUUCUCUCCAGUCGAGAACCGCUGCUUAUUCGUAUCUAGCGAUGCUGAUCUAUUGACCCUAGUCUCCACCGAUGAGGCUAUAGUUACUUAUCAGCGUGCUUUCCUUCCUCGAACCACUUCAAGCACUUCCUCUUCUACUUCAACAUCCGCUAGCUCCUCAUCCACCUCCACCUCCACCUCCACUUCUACCUCCACCUCCACUUCCACCUCCACCUCCACUUCCACCAGCACACCGGCCUUUUUGGACCUUGUAAUUCCUCCAGAACUAACGGAGAGGUUCACCAUUCAAUUUGAGGGCCGCGUCAAUGGAGAACCCAACCCACGUCUGUUCACCACGGUGUUCGACGAGGCCAGCCUGGUGGGCUUAGUGCGGCGCUCGUCAGUCGGGACGUGCUUCCGGGUCUGCGAUGAUGUAUAUGCGUGCGAUGGCUUUGCAAUUCUUGAAAGCAAUGGAGGUUUUGAAUGUCGUUUGCUCUCUGACCUGGGUGCUCCCGAGGGUGUACCCACCACGAUUCCCUCAUAUAGUAUCGCAAAGGUGCGCCUGCCAGCGACAACUUCGAGUACCUCGUCCAGCACCUCGUCCAGUACCUCUACCAGCACUUCUACCAGCACCAGCACUUCUACCAGCACCAGUACAUCAAGCAUGACCUCGUCCAGCUCUUCCACUUCCACCUCUACCAGCACGUCAACCACCACUUUUCUACCCACGAUGGACCUGGCGCGAUUCGAGCUCGUCGCGCGAGGUCAGGUAGAGGGCGAGACGAUGGCUCAACGCGCCAUUGUGACGGAAGAGAAUCAACUUGGUGCUUUCAUGGGUGUAUCAGUUGCACAGUGUCGUUCAUUCUGCUUGAGCAUACUUGAAUGCAGUAUUUUGCAGUUGGAAGCAAUUGGCGACGGUAUGUUCCGUUGUGUCUUCUUGUCGGGGGAGGCUGACUUGGAGCCCACUAUGGAGCAAUCCUAUACCUAUGCCCGCAUAUUUUUGCCCGGUACGACCACCAGCACUUCCACGUCAACAAGCUCGUCGACGAGCUCCAGUAGCUCCACGAGUACCUCGACCAGCUCUUCCACAAGCACAUCGACGAGUACUUCGACUAUGCCUUUUGCUCCGCGCCCGCAGAUUCGUGGCUAUGGCUUACGCUUUGUAGGCCGCAUCCUAAAUGAAAUGUCACCCCGCCGAUUUUCAACUUCCAACGAUGCUGCGGCCGUUUUGGCUGAUUUUGAGGCCACCAACAAUGAAGUGUCAGAGUGCACAGAUUUUGCGAAAGCUGCCAUACCCUGCGUCGACCAGCUCAACCUCGAGCUCUUCAUCAUCUUCAACAUCUUCUUCUUCCUUUACGAGCUCAAGCUCAAGUUCUUCGACCUCUUCCUCCUCCUCGAUCUCCACUUCCACUUCCUCCUCGACCAGCUCAAGCACGAGCUCAUCCACUUCUACUUCCACGUCUGGUUCUACCUCUACCUCGACCUCGACCUCGACCUCGACCUCGACCUUCACUUCCUCCUCUGCCUCAACCUCUUCCUCUACCUCUACCUCAACUUCUACUUCUACGUCUUCAUCCACCACAACGUCAUCCACCUCAUCAUCUUCAACAAGCUCAAGCUCUUCAACCUCCACCUCCACUUCCACUUCGUCUUCUUCCUCUUCCUCUUCUUCCACCAGCUCCAGCUCCAGCCCAAGUUCAUCCACUUCCACUUCCACUUCCACUUCCACUUCCACUUCCACUUCCACUUCCACUUCCACUUCCACUUCCACCUCCUCCAGCUCCAGCUCCAGCUCAUCAACUUCCACUUCCACUUCCACCUCGUCCAGCUCCAGCUCUUCCACUUCUACUUACACUUCAACCUCUACCUCUACCUCUACCUCUACCUCUACCUCUACCUCUACCUCUACCUCUACCUCCUCCUCUUCCUCUUCUUCCACCAGCUCCAGCUCCAGCUCCAGCUCUAG
Monosiga brevicollis MX1 is the source of this 17226-nucleotide messenger RNA. RefSeq lists its product as uncharacterized. Lineage: Eukaryota; Choanoflagellata; Craspedida; Salpingoecidae. The record is from RefSeq and is a predicted model, not a curated record. The transcript has 7 exons. Gene Ontology annotation, molecular function: calcium ion binding. The coding region runs from base 1 to 17226 and encodes 5741 amino acids. Gene Ontology annotation, cellular component: membrane. Gene Ontology annotation, biological process: polysaccharide catabolic process; homophilic cell-cell adhesion.